Molecule: messenger RNA, 2153 nt
Organism: Fukomys damarensis (Damara mole-rat)
Lineage: Eukaryota; Metazoa; Chordata; Mammalia; Rodentia; Bathyergidae
Product: membrane cofactor protein
Exons: 4
Coding region: 81-2153 (690 amino acids)
Biological process (GO): negative regulation of complement activation, classical pathway
Source: RefSeq, a predicted model, not a curated record
UGGGGCUCCUGCUGGUGGGCCUGGGCGUCCUGCCUUCUCCGAGCUCUGCCGUCUGCGGUGAGCCCCCGACGUACCCCAACAUGGAGCUGGUCGGCCCGGCCAAGUCCGUGUAUGAUGUCGGGGACCGGAUAGACUAUCAGUGCAAACCAGGGUUCGCCCGCAGGCCUUCCGAAUCCACCUUCACUCUUUGUGGUGCGAAUGAUAAUUGGCUGCCUCUGUCAAACGAUGCGUGUUAUAAAAAAUCAUGUCCAACCCCCACUGACCCACUCAACGGACAAGUGAACCUCCUGAAUGGAAGCUAUGAGUUUGGGACACAAAUUGAAUUUGUUUGCAAUAAUGGUUUUUACUUAAUCGGAGAUAAAAUUCUGCACUGUCUGCUUAGUGGAUCCAAUGUGCAUUGGAGCAACGAAGCCCCAUUGUGUGAGAAGAUUUUGUGUGAACCUCCUCCGAAGAUAACAAAUGGAGACUACAGUCCCAGUGAGGACGUGUUUCAGCACCUGCAAGUUGUGACGUACACCUGUAAAAGAAUUUCUGGACCCGAUCAAUUUUCACUCAUUGGAAAGGCCACACUUCAUUGUGUCGGUGGAGACGUAUGGAGUGAUGUCCCUCCUGAGUGUAAGAUGGUCAAGUGCCCAUUUCCUGCACUGCCCCACGGACGCCAGACGUCAGGAUUUGGGGUGAAGCAUUACUACAAAGCCACAGUCAUGUUUGAGUGCGAUCAGGGCUUCUUCCUUCACGGAAGUGACACAGUCAUCUGUGAGGCUGACAGUACGUGGCAGCCCCCGGUCCCAAAAUGUCUCAGGAAUCCUCUCACCACAAACACUGCUAUAUCCAGCAGCCCAGAAUCCAGCAGCACAGAAUCCAGCGGCCCAGAAUCCACUGGCUCACAAUCCAAUGGCCCAGAAUCCAGUGGCUCACAAUCCGGUGAAGGACGACUUGACUGUGAGCAUCUAGGCGGAUGGGUCGUUGGUCUCCUUGUUACCAUCUUUUUGCAGGAACACGUGAUGAUUGUCCGGAUGCAUUACAUCAAGCUCAAGGGAUCAGUGCUGAUGGUCCCUACACACAGCCGCAAGGAGACUCUGCCUGUCACUGUUGAUUUAUUACAAGAAAAACAAAGAACAACAAAUAAUACUUUCAUAAAGAAAUGGAUGCUGACAUCAGACAACUUGAAUGUGGGUGGGAACCCAGGGACUUUUCCUGCCUCUUCCCAAACAGCAGCGGGUGAGGGCGUCUCUGGGGAGGGGCAGCCGCAGGGCCCAGUUGUCUCCCGUGGUCCGCGGCCCUUUCUGCCUCGUGACUUCAGCUUUCCCAGGGACAGCAGACAGCCCCUCUCAGCCUCACCUGGGGCCCAUGCUCCCGGGAUGUGGGAGCCUGACACAGCCAACCAGAGCGCUUCAGAGGCGUCUCCACCCACCCGGCACCUGCGACCUAGGACUCCCAGAAGGAAGGGCGCAAAGUCCCGGGAUGGACCCCUGAGGGACGGGCCCGGGGCCAGCGCGGGGUGCCGCCCACGCCCAGGCCUCAGCCCUCAGCCCCUGCAGGGCCUGGGUGGAGCGGCCCCCAGACGCCACCUUCACACCUCCAGGACGCCCCCCUGUUCCCGCUGCUCCCCUCCCGGGAGGCUGGGGAGGAGUCCCCCUGAGCACCCGCACAGCAAGGAGCUCCUGGGGCUCCUGCUGGUGGGCCUGGGCGUCCUGCCUUCUCCGAGCUCUGCCGUCUGCGGUGAGCCCCCGACGUACCCCAACAUGGAGCUGGUCGGCCCGGCCCAGUCUGUCUACCUCCAUCUGGAACGUAUCAGCUACCAGUGCAGGCCCGGGUACCUCCGUCGCCAGGAGAUCCUCACCCUUGCGAUUUGCGGCCCCACUGGGAGGUGGUCACCUGUGUCCACUGACGCUUGUUUCAAAAAGUCGUGUCAGGUCCAAAUGGAUCCUGUGAACGGCCAAGUCAGACUCCUCAACAAAAGUUAUGAAUUCGGGUCGCAAAUCCAGUUCGUGUGUAAUGAAGGCCUCCGCUUGAGCGGACCCGAGAUUCUGCACUGCCUGCUGAACGGCUCGCAGGUGCACUGGAGCGGCGAGGCCCCGGUGUGCCCGAAAGUGCUGUGCAGGGCGCGCACUCAGGGCAGCAGACCUCGUUCUCCUACGGGGAGGCCGUGA